Messenger RNA from Ochotona curzoniae (black-lipped pika), 873 nucleotides. Its product is annotated as vomeronasal type-1 receptor 90-like. The transcript has a single exon. The record is from RefSeq and is a predicted model, not a curated record. NCBI's taxonomy places the organism in Eukaryota, Metazoa, Chordata, Mammalia, Lagomorpha, Ochotonidae. Gene Ontology annotation, cellular component: membrane. The coding region runs from base 1 to 873 and encodes 290 amino acids. Gene Ontology annotation, biological process: G protein-coupled receptor signaling pathway. Gene Ontology annotation, molecular function: pheromone receptor activity.
AUGAGUAAAAGCAAUAUGCUUUCCAGUCCUAUUGCUGUAAGAAAUGCCUUUUUCUCUGAAGUCAGCAUUGGGAUUCCAGCCAAUGCCAUCCUCCUGCUCUUCCACAUCCUCAUGUUCUUGCUAAAGCACAGACCCAAGCCCACCGACCUGACCAUCGGGCACUUGGCCCUCAUCCACCUGGUGAUGCUGACCAUCAUCGGGGUCAUAGCCACAGAUGUCUUUGGGUCUCAGGGGCUAUGGGAUGACAUCACAUGUAAAGCAGCCAUUUACUCAUAUGAGGUAAUGAGGGGCCUCUCCCUGGGCAACACCUGCCUGCUCAGUGUCCUCCAGGCCAUCACCCUCAGCCCCAGGAGCUCCUGGUUGGCCAAGUCCAAACAGACAUCCUCCCAUCACAGCCUGUGUGUCUUUGUCCUCCUCUGGGUCUUCAAUUUGUCCAUGAGUGCUCGUUUCUUAAUCUCCAUUGCUGCCACCACCAACGGCACAUCUGGCAGUCAUAUAUUUGUCACCAACUCUUGCUUUCGUUGGCCCCUCAACUACUUAUCCAUGCAAAUAUUUUCCAUGUUGGGGAUCUUCCGGGACAUCUCGCUCACAGGGCUCAUGGCCCUCUCCAGUGCCUACAUGGUGAUUCUCCUGUGCAGGCACAGGAGGCAGUCCCAGCACCUUCACGGCACCAGCCUUUCUCCAAGAGCCUCCCCAGAGCUGAGGGCCACCCGCACCAUCCUGCUGCUCAUGGGCGUCUUUGUGCUCCUCUACUGGCUGGACUGCAUUGUGUACUCCUUAUCAGGGGUGUGGAGGAACAAUGAUUCAGUUCUCUUGUGUGUCCAGAUAUUGGUGGGCAAUGGCUAUGCCACCAUUUUGCCCCUUUAUUACUAA